This is a messenger RNA of Corythoichthys intestinalis (scribbled pipefish), 15919 nucleotides long. RefSeq names its product xaa-Pro aminopeptidase 3-like. Gene Ontology annotation, molecular function: zinc ion binding; protein binding; metalloaminopeptidase activity. Lineage: Eukaryota; Metazoa; Chordata; Actinopteri; Syngnathiformes; Syngnathidae. Gene Ontology annotation, biological process: proteolysis; positive regulation of transcription by RNA polymerase II. The record is from RefSeq and is a predicted model, not a curated record. Gene Ontology annotation, cellular component: transcription regulator complex; histone acetyltransferase complex; nucleus. Bases 1692 to 10100 code for a protein of 2802 amino acids. The transcript has 30 exons.
CAUCCUCCCCUUCACGCCUAAUGUUGCCGUACCUCCAUCCCUCCCCCCGCAUCAGAGGAGUAGAAACAACAAGCCGCCAUUUUGUUUGUGCGGACUGACCGUCCGAGCGGAGGAGAUAACCGAAGGAAGGAGUGACUCCGGCGACCAGAGACAGCCGCUCCGAGAACCGCCGGCUGGAAUUCAACCUAGCCAAAUCCCGUCCGUGUUCUAAGAGGAAAAAAGACGUCACCGGGAAAGAAAAGGCGGCUGUGGCGAGCUAGCGGGAGUCGGUGAUAUAUAUACAUUCAUAAACGAGAAGGAAGGAAAUACUCCGGGAAAAAAAAAAUCCACGGAAGGGGGUGUUUCGCCGAGACGCGGAAGACUGCUACAUAUCAUAAACGUGCGAGGGAAUUUACGGGAAAAAAGGUGCAAGAUAAACAUGAAAAACAAGAAUGCGUGCGUCGCUGAGGAAGGAAAGAGCCCACAUAGACAAUUAUAUAAAUAAAUUGCUGCCGGGCAGGAGGGAGAGGUGGAAAGAACAGGUUUAAAGAGAGGACAAAUAUUCAGGAUCUUCGCGAAGGGGGAGCAUUCUCCAUCACAAAGAGUCAACGAGGGGUUAUAAGCCCCUAUUAUUUUCAUUCAUGGGCAGAUGUGGACCUUUCUGCUUGUGAAAUAGCCAUAAUUUUCUCAGCGAGUCACUGUUUGUCAGAUUAUUUAAAAAAAAAAUCUCUCUUCAUCUUCUGGUGGACAAGCAAAGACAUCACCGAGAGAAGUGAGUGGCAAUUUUGCUCUCAAGCGUUUUGACGUGAAGAUGCUCAUCUUGGAGCGCGAGAUAAGUGAUCGUGCGUAAAAAUCAAACUCGGCUAAUUGGAUCAAUCUGACUGGCCGCUGGUUGGCAAUUAGCACCUCGGUUUGCUCUCCGGAAUUGUGCUAUAGCUACGAAUAAAGUCUACUUCGGAAUCGUUUGUGAUUUUUAAACAACUUUCUCUGGUGUCGCUACCUCGCCUGCAUGCUGCAAGAGGCACGAUCGCGCCGAGGGGUUGCGAUCAGCAGAUGUGCAAUAUGAGCCCGUUCUCGCGGACCCAGUGCCUUGCUUGAGCUUAGCACUCAAGUGCGUAGAUGAGCACACGGAUAACAAUUUUAGUCUUUUCAGAGCAGAGGUUCGUCUACGUUCUUGUCCAAUUCUCCCUCCACCAGUUGAUUGCCUUUUGGGAUUUGGACCUCUGUGGCGAUGUACGUCCAGCUGAUUCUCGUAGCGUCGCAUGAGAAAAGCACCGGCCGCAGGAGUUGAUUCCCACCGGACUCCACACCGGAGCGUUUCAGGCCCGAUCUACCGGAUUUCUCCGCCGGCUAUGGCGGAUAAGAGCGAGCAAGCGACGGAGGACGGAUCGUGGGACAAUUGUUGUGUCGCAGCCGAGGCUACAUGAGGUUGUCAGCGGGCCGCACGUCGACUCCACCUUCCCACCUCCUUCUGUUCAAAUCUGUGAAGAAACAAACUCUCCGCCAGGGGAGGGGGGCUGAUCUCCGCACACAGGACUAAACCGAGACGGAAAGCCGUGGAACACUUCAACAUAGCCGUCUUCUCCCCUCCCGUUCCCCGAGCGGUGGGGGGACGAUCAAAAGAAAUUCGGACUUGAAGGCGCAAAUAAGGAAAAACAUUUGCCCUCCGUGGAUCUAAAACUUUUUUUCAUUUCUAAAUUUGUCCUAAAAAUAUGGCCGAUAAUGUCCUGGACUCCGGCCCGCCUUCAGCCAAGAGGCCAAAGCUGGCCUCUCCAGCUCUCUCUGUGUCUGCAAGUGAUGGAAACGAUUUUGGCUCGCUCUUUGACCUUGAGCACGACCUACCGGAUGAGCUAAUCAGCUCCUCAGAUCUAGGGCUGACCAAUGGUGGGGACAUCAACCAACUCCAUACCAGUCUUGGAGGGAUUGGUAUGGGAGGCCAGGAUGCUGCAGCAAAACACAAACAGUUGUCUGAACUUCUACGGACUAGUGCACCAUCACAGCAGGGUGGCCCUACUUCCAACAGUACGGGACCUGGGGCUUCCAUGGGCAUGUUAGGAGCUGUCAACAUCUCCCCUGGCACACCUCAAGGAAUGCCCCCCCAGGCCCAACAGCAGCAACCUGGUCUAAUGCAGCAGGUUGGGAUGGUUGGAGGGGUGGCAUCGUUGAAUCGGGCCACUGCCAUGUUGGGUGCCCAGAGGGGCAGCAACGGACAGCAACAGCAAGGCUUGAUGGCGGGUCAUGUGAUGAACGGCUCAUCAAGAAUGGGUUACCCUGGCAGUGCCGGCAUGGGUAACAACAGUAAUCUUUUAGCCGAAACACUACAGCAACAGCAGGGUGGUCAGCAAAUGGGGUCCAGUGGCCAGCCAGGGAUCCGACCACAGCAGCCAGGAGCACUGAACAAGAUGAAUAUGAUUGCCAAUGCGGGCCCCUAUGGUGGUCCCUAUGGUCAGUCUGCUGGCCCUGGGAUGCCUGGAGCAGGGCUGAGCCCACAACUCCAGAAUAAGGCUGGAAUGCCCAACAAUAUGGCCAGCCAGUUUAACAUGGACAAGAAGGUGCCAGCGAGUCAAGGCAUUCCUGGAAUGACACCUCAGCAGCAGCAGCCUCCAGGAAUUGGCGGAGCAGCAGCAGUGGGAGCGGCUCAGGUUGGACUGGGUGCUGUAGGGGCAGGUCCCUGCACAGGGCCUCCUACAGCAGACCCGGAGAAGCGUAAGCUUAUUCAGCAGCAGCUGGUUCUCUUGCUCCACGCACAUAAGUGCCAGAGAAGAGAGCAGGCUAACGGGGAAGUAAGGCAGUGCAACCUGCCUCACUGUCGGACCAUGAAGAACGUACUUAACCACAUGACUCAUUGCCAGGCUGGCAAAUCUUGCCAGGUGGCGCAUUGUGCCUCAUCAAGACAGAUCAUCUCACAUUGGAAGAAUUGCACGCGACAUGAUUGUCCUGUAUGCCUGCCUUUGAAAAAUGCUGGAGACAAGAGGAACCAGCAAUCUCUUGUCAGCAGUGCAGGGCUUGGUUUGGUGAACUCUUUAGGUUCAGGAGUACCGGGUGGACAGUCUACUACUCCAAAUCUGAACCCGCCAAAUCAGAUUGACCCAAGCUCAAUUGAGAGGGCCUAUGCUGCGCUUGGUCUUACUUACCAGGGCAACCAGAUGCAGCCGCAGCCACCCCAGGCCAACAUGCAAAACCAGGGGAUGCAAGGGCAACCUGGAAUGAGGAAUCUGAAUGUCAUGGGUGGAAACUCAAUGGGAGUGAAUGGUGGUGUGCAGCCCCCUAACCAUCAGGCGUCCCUGCUACCAGACGCUAUGUUGCAAAACAGUAUGAAUGCGCAAAGUUUGAUGAAUGAUGGUGUGGGGAGCCUGGGAUCCCUACCUACUGCAGCUCCUCCUUCUGCAGCCAUGAGGAAGUCUUGGCAUGAAGACAUCACACAAGACCUGCGUAACCACCUUGUGCAUAAACUGGUUCAGGCCAUAUUUCCCACUCCUGACCCAGCUGCUCUGAAGGACCGGCGGAUGGAAAAUCUUGUGGCAUACGCUCGAAAAGUCGAGGGGGACAUGUAUGAGUCAGCCAAUAGUAGGGCGGAGUACUACCACCUUCUGGCAGAGAAGAUAUACAAAAUCCAAAAGGAACUUGAGGAGAAGAGGAGGACACGUCUCCAAAAGCAGGGAAUGAUGCCAGGGCAACCUGGCUUGGCCUCAUCCGGCUUUCCGCAGGGCCCUCUUGGCCUGGGUCAGCCACCCAUGGCCCCAGGACAACCUCCAAAUGGUCCUCAUGCUGAUCCGUCCAUGAUACGACCUGGAGGACCAAAUCAGAUGCCUAACAGGAUGCAGAGCCCAGGAGGAAUGAACCAGUUUGGCCAAAUGGGGAUGCAGUCAAUGGGUCAAAGGUCAACACCUCCUCUUCCACUCAGUGCUCCGAUGAACCAGAUGGGGAUCGGAUCAGCAAGGAUGGGUCAGCCAAAUGCCACGCAAUUACAGAAUCAGUACCAUUCACCAGGCCAGUUUCCUGGGUCUAGCCCUGGUCUUGGUUCUGGUCCUGUUGGUGUCAACCAGCCAGGAUCACAGGCUGCCGUGCCGCUGAACCAGAUGUCAACCCCGCCUUCGCUACCAGCCGGCAGCCCUUCAACCCAGUCUGCCACCCCUGCCCCGGGGUCUGCAGCCUCAGGUGGCUCCAUGGGGACUGGUGGUGUCUGUGGUUCAGGGCCUCUGCCAAACUUGCCUCCAUCCUCCACGCCAAACCAACCCAGCACAUUUCCUCACUGUCCACCUAUCCGAACAAACUCUCCCUCACCAGCACGCAGCUUAACGCCUCAACCUCAUCAGACUACUCCCACAUUACCUCGUUCUCAGACACCGCAGCCACAGACCCCGAGUACACCCCAGUUGCCUCCUCAGAAUCAACAGCAAGCGUCGCAGCCGCAGCAACUACAGGGGCAUCCGGGGAGCUCCGAGAAGGCGAAUCAGCUUCCGCAGCAGACCCUUGGGGGUGCUACUACCUCAGGCACCCAGGCCGGUCAGGCUUCAUCAGUGCCUAUACAGAAUGCACACGUGCCACUGCAGCUGCCACCCACCCCACAGCUAUCUCCUAAGCCACCUGUAACAGCAGACGGUCAGGUGUCAUCACCAGCCUCAGUCAGCAGCAGCACUGAUCCAAAUUCCCAGCUUGCCCCGCAGGAAGGCCCCGCACCUGUCGAAGAGGACAUCAAAAUGGAAGUGAAAAAACAGGAGGAAGAGGAGGAAGACAGCGAGGAACCUCAAGGGGAUGGCAAGUCUCUGGGGAAGACGGGAAAAGUUGAGCCUGACGUUAAAGCGGAGGAGAAGGUUGAGAUGAAGAAAGAGAACUUAACAGAAGAUGGGUGUAAAGCGGAGGCUAUGGAUACAUCGUCCUCCUCUGCGUCUUUGUCAGUGGAAACUGUGGACGACAAGAAGCCUGAGGUUAAAAAAGAGCCCAAAGAGCUAGAGGAGGCAUCAGCAGCCUCUCCAGCCAGCACUCUGAGCAAGAAGAAAAUCUUUAAGCCAGAGGAGCUGCGUCAAGCUCUGAUGCCCACCUUGGAGGCCUUGUACAGGCAGGACCCAGAGUCCCUUCCCUUCCGUCAGCCGGUGGACCCCCAGUUACUGGGAAUACCCGUACGUAUUCGAACUAGUAACAAAACUAACCUGGACUACUUUGACAUCGUGAAGAACCCCAUGGACCUGUCAACAAUCAAGCGGAAACUGGACACUGGGCAGUACCAAGAGCCUUGGCAGUAUGUGGAGGAUAUCUGGUUGAUGUUCAAUAAUGCCUGGCUGUACAACCGCAAAACAUCGCGCGUGUACAAGUAUUGCUCUAAGCUGGCUGAGGUGUUUGAGACGGAGAUCGAUCCUGUCAUGCAGGCUUUAGGAUAUUGCUGUGGAAGGAAGUUUGAGUUUUCACCCCAAACUCUAUGCUGCUAUGGAAAACAAUUAUGCACCAUCCAGCGUGAUGCUGCUUAUUUUAGCUACCAGAACAGUUCACCAAAAUAUGGGCUUCUUGCUGACAGGUACCACUUCUGUGAGAAGUGUUUCAACGAAAUCCAGGGCGAGAGCGUUUCCCUGGGUGACGACCCAUCCCAACCUCAGACGUCCAUCAACAAAGAUCAAUUCCAGCGAAAGAAGAAUGACACUCUUGACCCUGAGUUGCUUGUGGAAUGUACGGACUGUGGUCGUAAAAUGCACCAGAUCUGUGUCCUACAUAAUGAAACCAUUUGGCCCUCGGGCUUUGUGUGUAGCAACUGUCUCAAGAUGGCCAAUAAAACACGGAAAGAGAACAAAUAUGCAGCUAAAAGACUUCCCCAGACCAAGCUCGGAAGCUAUUUGGAGACACGAGUGAAUGACUACAUCAAACGGCAAAACCAUCCUGAGGCUGGCGAGGUCACCAUUCGUGUGGUCCAUGUAUCUGACAAAGUGGUUGAGGUCAAACCAGGGAUGAAGUCCAGGUUUGUGGACAGUGGCGAGAUGUCAGAAUCUUUCCCAUACAGGAUGAAAGCCUUGUUUGCUUUUGAGGACAUUGAUGGCGCAGAUGUGUGUUUUUUUGGAAUGCACGUUCAAGAGUACGGCUCUGACUGCCCCCCUCCCAACCAGAGACGAGUGUAUAUCUCUUACCUGGACAGCGUUCACUUCUUUAAACCUCGACACCUCAGGACCGCUGUCUAUCAUGAGAUCUUGCUUGGUUACCUGGAAUAUGCAAAGAGACUAGGGUUUACAACAGGUCAUAUCUGGGCGUGUCCUCCCAGUGAGGGCGAUGAUUACAUUUUCCACUGUCACCCUGCGGACCAGAAGAUCCCCAAGCCAAAAAGACUGCAAGAGUGGUAUAAGAGGAUGUUGGACAAGGCGGUCGCUGAGCGCAUUGUCCAUGACUACAAGGACAUCUUCAAACAGGCAACGGAGGACCGCCUGACCAGUGCAAAGGAGCUGCCAUACUUCGAGGGAGACUUUUGGCCCAACGUGCUAGAGGAGAGUAUCAAAGAGCUAGAGCAAGAAGAAGAGGAGAGGAAGAGGGAGGAGAACAGUACCUGCAAUGAGAGUACUGAUGCUACAAAAGGAGACAGCAAGAAUGCCAAAAAGAAGAACAAUAAAAAGACGAGCAAAAACAAGAGCAGCUUGAGCCGAGCCAACAAGAAGAAGCCGGGAAUGCCCAACGUCUCCAAUGACCUGUCCCAGAAACUGUACGCCACUAUGGAGAAACAUAAGGAGGUCUUCUUUGUCAUCCGACUCAUUGCUGGCCCCACUGCCAACUCAUUGCCACCCAUCACGGACCCUGACCCUCUGAUGGCCUGUGACCUGAUGGACGGCCGUGAUGCCUUCCUGACGUUGGCGAGGGACAAGCACCUUGAAUUCAGCUCUCUCAGGAGGUCCAUGUGGAGUUCUAUGUGUAUGUUGGUGGAGCUCCAUAACCAGAGCCAGGACCGUUUCGUCUACACAUGCAAUGAGUGUAAACACCAUGUGGAAACGCGCUUCCACUGCACUGUUUGUGAGGACUAUGACUUGUGCAUCACCUGCUAUAACAUCAAAGGCCACGAACACAAAAUGGACAAGUUGGGUCUCGGGCUGGAUGACGACAGCAAUAACCAGACGGCGGCAGCUACCCAGAGUCCGGGAGAUUCUCGCCGCCUGAGCAUUCAGAGAUGCAUCCAGUCGCUGGUCCACGCGUGCCAAUGCCGCAACGCCAACUGCUCUCUGCCAUCUUGCCAGAAGAUGAAGCGUGUUGUUCAGCACACCAAAAGCUGCAAACGCAAGACGAAUGGCGGCUGUCCCAUUUGCAAACAGCUCAUUGCUCUGUGCUGCUACCACGCCAAACACUGUCAGGAAAACAAAUGUCCCGUGCCGUUCUGUCUCAACAUAAAGCAAAAACUCCGGCAACAGCAACUCCAACACCGGCUCCAACAGGCGCAAAUGUUGAGGAGGAGGAUGGCCAGCAUGCAGAGGGUGGGGCAGCCAGCUGGGGGUCAACCAGGAGGACCCGUUAUGGGGCUUCCAUCACCAGGCACAAACGGCAUCACUGCGCCUAGUACGCCAACAUCUGUUGGAACUCAACCUCCGACUCCUCAGACGCCGACUCCGACAAUGGCUUCGGUCCCGCAGCAAGGAUUGGGCCCCGGAAUUCAACAAGCUCCUCCGCCGGGCUGCGUCCCCGUGCAAGGUGGCAAGCCUCUUCAGCAGCAACAGCUUCACCAUCAGUUCCAGCAGAUGACAGGUGGAGGAGGCAACACAGGGGGUGUGAUGAACUCCCCUCAACAUCAGCACCAGAUGCUCCCACAGGUGCAACAGCAACAGAGUGGACCUGCAAACAACCAUCAACAACUCCAUCAACACCAGAACAAUGCGCCCGCGUUCACCGGCAGGCCCCCUGGUUCCUCUCCGAUCCAUCAAUCCCAAGGGAAACCGAUCCUUGGCUCGGCGACGCCUCCUCGACAACAAGCCGGUUGCCCUGUUAUGGCUGGGAAUGUCGGGGGCCAACCCCCCAACCCUUCCCAAGGCCAGCCCACUCUUCUGCAGCAGCCGCCUUCCGGGCCUCCGCCAGCUGCGGUUGAGAUCGCAAUGAAGAUCCAGAGGGUCGCCGACGCCCAGAGGAAGAUGGCGUUGCAGAGACAAGCGGCUGCGGGCCUGAUGCCUCCCCACCCCCACCAUCAACAGGGCCAAGGUCAACAAAUGACCAUGGGACACCCGGGGACCGGCGGGACGGUCGGACCUCAGGGCAUGCCACCGCAAAACCAAGCUGUGAUGCAGUCUGCUCGGGUCCACGUGGAACAACAACAGAACGCUCCGGCCGGGAUAAUGGUUGGCACUGGCGGGCACGUGCUGCAACAUCAACAACAGCAAGGCAACAUGCCACAAGGCCAGAUCCCAUCUCAGGUUCAACUCCAACAGCAGAGGAUGGGCGCUCCACUUCAAAAUCCGCAACAGCAGUGGUCAGGCCAGGGGAUGCCACCCCAGCAGAGGCAGGCCAUGAUGAACCAAAUAGGUCAUCAAGCUAUGAUGGUAGCGCAGCAGCAGCAGCAGCAACAACAAGCUUCGAGUCAUCCUGCGAUGAUGAACAUGUCGCAACAGCCGCCACCGCCACAAGGUGCCACCCCUGGUGUACUUGGAGGUGCUGGCCCAGUUUCUGGCAUACCAGGAGCCGGUGUGGGUGGCAACAUCACACAGGCGGCCCUCCAGGAUCUUUUGCGCACUCUCCGCUCGCCCAGCUCGCCGCUCCAGCAGCAGCAAGUCCUCAACAUCCUGCGUUCCAACCCUCAACUAAUGGCUGCUUUUAUUAAACAAAGGGCCUCCAAGUACAAGGGGGGUCCCGGAGCCACCGGGGGGCCUGUUGGUAACGUCAUGGCGGGAGGGGGCCCGCAAAUGAACAUGAAUGCGGCAGGUGCGGGCCAGUCGGGGAUGCACAUGGGGGGUCAGGGUGGGGCGAACAUGCCUACAAUGGCUCAACUGCAGCAGGUACAGCAGCAACAGAUACAACAGCAGCAGCAAAUGCAACAACAGCAGCAUCAGUUGCAACAACAACAGCAGCAGUUGCAACAACAACAGAUGCAACAACAACAGCAGAGACCAGUCCUCGGUGGUUUACAACAGCAGCAGGUUGCAGCUCUCCAGCAGCAACAAGCUAGCGGAAGAGGUUUACAGGGCCAGGGACCCCAAAUGGCAAAUCUUAACAACCCCCAAUUUCGAGAACUACUCAUGAGGAGACGACAGCAGCAGCAGCAGCAACAACAACAACAACAACAAUCACAGCAACAACAACAUCAGCAGCAAAUGGGAGUUAAUCACAGUCAGUUCCAGCAACCGCAACCCCCGCAGGGUCAGGCUUACAUGGGCCAGACUGGGAUGCAGCCGCCAGUCGGGCAGGGCCCCCAAGGUGGCCCGCCCCUCGGUCCCCAGCAGUCGGGAGGUCCACCCGGCCAGCCGGGUCAGCCUUACCCGGCUUCAGCCCAGCAACAAGCCACGGCCGCGAUGCAGCAGAUGCUUCAGCACCAACACCACCUCCAGAUGCAGCAGCAGCAAAAUGCUAUGGCGGGCCUGCCGGGGGGCGAUUCAGGGCCCGGGGGCGGCGUAGGACCGCCGCAGCCACCUCAGGGUCCUCAAAACGGCCCCCCAUCUUCUCAGGCCCUCCUUCAGCAGGCCCUUCACCAGAGGCUUCUUCAACAACAGCAGCAACACCUCGCCACGGCGGGCUCUCCGGCUCAACACAGCAAUCCCAUGAGCCCCCAGCAGCCCCCCCAGAUGUCCCCGCACCCGCACCUACAGGGUCAGACGCUGCCCACGUCCCUGGCUAACCAGGUGCGCUCCCCUCAACCCUCACCUAGACCUCAGUCGCAACCGCCACACUCCAGCCCGUCGCCGCGCAUGCAGCCCCAGCCGUCCCCACACCACAUAUCCCCCCAGAUGCAGACGGGCUCCCCCCACCCGGCCCACUUGAACCAGCACCACCCCGGUAUGGUGGCCCCCCCUCCGCAGCAGCCUUCGUCCCAGCAACAGAACUCUUUGGAGCAAUUCGGCUCGGACCAGAGUGCCAUGUUAUCUCAGCUGAGUGGGAUGGCGGGUAUCCACGGGCAGGGGGGAAACAGUCAGGACCCACUGGGCCAGACCAUGAAUCACAACCCUUUAGACAUCAUGUAGGAAUUCUACUUCACGUGUCAUGUCGAGCUGGGAAAGAAAAAAAAAAAAAGCUCAGUUUCUUCGCACAAACUGCACUCAUCCAGGACAGUGUUAUCUAUCUUUAAUACUUAGCCUUUCUUUUUUUGAUACUAUAAUUAAAUGUUAUUUAAUUUUUUUUCAAUAAAGAUGCAUUGAACUGAACUUCCUAUGGGAGAUGAACAAUAAAUCAAGCAGUCAUUAAAUAAAUUAGAAUAAAUGAAUUGUAAGUUAUUGCCGUUUAAUAUAUUUUUUUGCCAAUUGUGGACAAAGGGGAAGAAGGGGUUCUGCUCACACCCUUGUCCGCGUCUUGCAGAAUUUAAGAUCACGAAAGGUGAUAUUUUUAUGGAAGCCUGUCAUUUUAAGUGCUCGCAAAUUUACUCUGGCUGCCAUUGACGACGAUAGACGUCCAAUCGUGCGGCUCUUAAAAACUAAACCUCUUAACUGAGUUUGCCACUAGUAGACGUCCAAUCUAUUUGAAGUGUGAUGCACCAACCCUCCCACUUCAAAUGGACUUGGACGCCUAACGCCAUCAACAGCAGUCAAUGAGAGGAAGUGGCAUAAUGCAAGUAACUUUUUUUUUUUUGUAAUUAUUUUUUAUUGGAUUGUUUCCUGCCACUCAGAUUUUAUUUUUUUCAGAGUGAAAAUUAUAUUACUGUAUCAUUAGUGUUGCACCGAUACGGCAUUUAAAUGACAUCGGGAUCGGCGAGUGCUAAGAAAAAAUGAACGUGUCGAUGAUCUGAAAUAUGUAUUUUUGAGAUCUAAUUUCCAAUGGCCGCCAUCUACGCACACUUGCCCAAGACAUGAUAGACAUUUAAUUAUGCGGUGUUCAAUCUAUUUGAAGUGAGAGGGUGGCAGCGAAUGAACGUUCGUUCAUUCGCUGCCACCCUCCCACUUCAAAUAGAUUGGACGCCCUGUGCCGUCAAUGAGUUAACAAUGUCUGACCAAGCUAUGAUAGCAAUUACUUAACAUUUGAGUAUGCAGGAAUUUAGUAUUAAAUAUGUACCUGUAACUAAUGCCUCCUAGCAUGCAUUGCAGCGCUAUAGAUGUAAAUAACAAUACAAUUUCAUGUUCUGUGCUAAUUAUUUAUUCAGUUACUGUUGUAGUUGUUUCAUGAAUUGCUAGGUAUGUUAUAUGGUAACACUUUAUUUGACAGCGGCGUCAUAAAACUGUCAUAAAACUUUUACUGAAUGCUUAUGACAGAUGUCAUUAAGUGUCAUUCGGUAAAUUAUGUUACUAACUCCUUUUAUGUCCAGGCAGAUCUUUUACAUCAAUUCAAAAGUGAGAUUAUUUGACGGAUAACGCUAAAUGAUGUCUGUUAUAAACAUUUGUUAAUGUUCGUGACAGUAUAAUGUCAUAAUGAUGAUGGUAUUAUAUGACACCACUGUCAAAUAAAGUGUUACCAAAUACCAUAACUAGGAAUUAUUGAAACAACUAGAACAGUAACUGGAGAAAUAAUUAGCAGAGGAGUUUAUUUACACCUGUAGCGCUGCAAUGCAUGUUAGGAGGCAUGUUGGAUGACAACAGUGUUGCCAACAGGUGGCAGCAGAGGUUAACUGUCUCUCCCCCAAGGAAGCAGUGAUGUUCAAAUGAAGCUUCCUGAAGCAAUGAAACUUUGCAGCCAAUAGGUUCAAAGCUUCAUGGUGGUGCAUUUGAUCUUAUGACAGUCAUAUGAUACCUUUCUCAAUUAUAUAGCAUUUGUGCGUAAUAUCUUUUGGUGUAAAUAUCCCAUAAUACAGUGCAGGCCGCUGGGGCUUAGUCCAGUGCAGCUUAUCUAUGAACAAAUGCCGUUUUCGUGUCAUAUUUGGUGGGUCGAGGCUUAUAGUCGGGUGCGUCUUAUAGUCCGAAAAUUACUAGUUUACUUGAAAUAAGUGAAAUCAUCUGCCAGUGCUUCAAGUAAAUUUGACUCAGAUUUCUUGAAUUAAGAAAAAUAGCUAGCUGAAAAAAGACAGCACUUAAUCCUUAAUCCUAAAAAAGCUUUGAAAUAUCAAAAAUGUUCAUAAUACAAGAAUAUAUAUUGUUCAAAACAUUAUUUGAAAGCAAAUUUUUUAAAUUACCAACUUUUAGAUGUAUGGUCUCAAUAAGAACAAAUUGUAAUAGUUUAUUCCACUUAAUUUAAAUAAAUGACUCAUCAGUUUGUUAACUAGUCUUUAAUACUCAAAACAAUACGGAGAAAAUUUUUUGACCAGAUUUAAGACAAAUUAUCUAAAUUAAGACUAUAAAUUUGCAGCGUAACCUCUGGGUACCUCACGAUACGAUUUGCGAUACAAAGCUCACGAUAACGAUUAUCUCGCUAUAUGGCGAUACCAUAGUUAUGGAUGCAUGGGUCAGGAGAUCAUUCUACAAUAUACAAUACAGUGGUACCACUACCUACGAAAUCAACUGGUUCUUGAAGUAGUUUCAUGACCUGAAAAUGUUGUAAGAGACCUGUUUUCCAUGUGAGUGCCCCCCCCCCACCACCACCACCACAUUCAGAUAUACCAUAAUUUUCGCAAUAUAAGGUGCACCUGACUAUAAUACGCCACACACCAAAUUUGGCACGAAAACGGCAUAGAUAAGCCACAAUUGUCCUCACUGUAUUAUGGGAUAUUAACACCAAAAGAUAUUAACCGGUACCACUUUAUUUGACAGCGACAUAAAACGACUGUCAUCAGACCAAAUGAACCAUUAUUGCUUCAAGUACCUUCAUUUGGUCAUCACUGCUCCCUUGGGGGAGACUGUCAACCUCUGCUGCUACCGCUGUUGUUGUCCAACAUGCCUCCUAGCAUGCAUUGCAGCGCUACAGAUGUAAAUAACAAUCAAAAUUCAUGUUCUGUGCUAAUUAUUUUCGUCAGUUACUGUUCCAGUUGUUUCAUUAAUUGCUAGUUAUGGUAUUUAGUUACACUUUAUUUGACGGUGGCGCCAUAAGACUGUCAUUAGACAAUCUUAAUUAUGACAUGACACUGUCAUAAGCAUUUAUGAAUGCUUAUAACAUGUCAUUUAGUGUUAUCAGGCAAUUAAUUAUCUCACUUUUGAAUGGAUGUAAAAAAUCCAAGCUGAACAUAAAUGGAGUUAGUCACAUAAUUUGCCAGAUGACAUUUAAUGACAUAAGCAUUCAGUAAUGCCCAUGAUAGUGUCAUGUUAUAAUUAUGACGGUCUUAUGACACCUAUAAAUAAAAUCAAAUAAAUCAACAAAUAAGACGCGCUGGACUAUAAACAGCAGCAUUCAAAAUGAAGGAAAAAUAGCGAAAAUUACAGUAACUCUUUCAUAAUGCAUUAAUAAAACGUUAGAUACAUUUUACAAUUACAUUAUUGCACAUUACACAUAAAAUUAGAGUUGUGCAAUAAAAAAAACAAGGAUAAAGAAUAAGAAUAUAGUUAAUACACUCAUGUAAAGCUGUCGGAACACGAGGGGUGAAUGAAGAGGACGCUGGGAUACACUCGUACACAUACAGUAGAGGUCCCUCUUAGCCAAUUGGAUACCAGGAAUGCUAGGCAACAGCCAAUGGCAGAGCAGCUAUAACUAUGUCAUGUUCAGUAAACUCUGGGAGCUGCGAGUACCAGCCAUACUGUACUUUUGCCUUUCAUAUCCUAAAAUUUCUUUCAUAACGAGGCAAUAUGUUCCCAUUGAGGCAUGCUGAAUCUGAAAAUUUUGUAAGUAGAGACAUUCAUAAGUAGAGGUACUACUGUUUGUUCAGUAAAUUCGGGGAGCUGCGAGUACAUGCCAUACUGUAUAUUUGCCUUUCAUAUCCUGAAAUUUCUUUCGUAACAAGACUCAAUAUGUUCCAGUUGAGGCGUGUCUUAACCUGAAAAUUCUGUAUGUUGAGACAUUCGUAAGUAGAAGUACCACUGUAUGUUAAGUUCAAGAAUUCUGGGAGCUGCGAGUACAUGCUAUACUGUAUUUUUUUCCCUUUCAUAUUCUGAAAUUUCUUGCGUAACAAGACUUAAUAUGUUCCAGUUGAGGCGUGUCUUAACCUGAAAAUUCUGUAUGUUGAGACAUUCGUUUGUAGAAGUACCACUGUAUGUUACGUUCAGUAAAUUCUGGGAGCUGCGAGUACAUGCCAUACUGUAUUUUUUCCUUUCAUAUCCUGAAAUUUCUUGCGUAACAAUAGGCGAUAUGUUCCAGUUGAGGCGUGUCUUAACCUGAAAAUUCUGUACGUGAGACAUUCUUAAGUAGAGGUACCACUGUAUGUUACGUUCAGUAAAUUCUGGGAGCUGCGAGUAGAUGCCAUACUGUAUUUUUGCCUUUCUUAUCCUGAAAUUUCUUACGUAACAAGAGGCAAUAGUUCCUGUUGAGGCGUUGCUUAAUCUGAAAUUUCUGUAUGUAGAGACGUUUGUAAGUAGAGGUACUAUUGUAUAUACAUAAAUUUUUGGUCACUUCUAGUUGAUUUUGGGGCAUUUCCCGAUCACUUCCUGUUUAUUUCGGGUUACUGGACAGGGAGUGACCUGGGAUUAUCCCCAAAAUUAAUAGGAAAUGACCUGUAAAUGCCCUAAAAUGAACAUGUAGUGACCUAUAAAUGCCACCAAAUCAGUCAAAAUUGAUUGGACAUCUAGCGCCGUCAAUGGCAGCUAAUGAGCUAACACAGGCACUAUUGUAGGGAUUUUUUUUUUUAUUACUGUAUACAGUGAAACCUUUUUAAAACAAUACAGUAUAUUGAUUCCUGGCAGGGGCAUAUCGAUAACCUUUUGGGAUAUAUUGUCACACCUCUAGGAACUGAUGCCAAAAAAAAAAACAACGUAUCGGUGCAACACUAAUUGUUAUUGUCAAUCCAAACAUGUUGCAUAUCUUCUUUUUAUGUUUGACUUCGCUUUAUUUAUUGUCUUCUUUUGGGUUGAGGGUUAAGUACCUUCAUACGGCGCUACGGUGAAAUAUAUUUUUGUUAUCGUUUGUUCCAAUGAAUUCUUUUGGCUCACUUUUUAUGUGUAGUUGUUUGUGUGUCCGGGCGGGAAAAAUUCAGAUGUCAGUGUUUUCGAGUCGGACACAUUGAGAUGUCCCAGCCAGCUUCUCUGAUGGACAUUCGCCACGCUGGAGGCGAAGCGUUCCCUCGCAAAACGUGCAGGCCCUCUCCCUCGAAUGUUUGUGCACUCCUUCCUUAAAAAGAAAAGAUUUAAAAAAAAAUAAAAUAAAAUGUCUUCUGGAGCAUGGGAGACUUGGGGAGGGGGGCUGCAUACCUGUGUGCCUGUAAUUUUCUUUUUGAGUACAUCGGCUGGGAUGUGAAACAUGAGCGUGAUGGGCUCCUUGUAUUGUUUCUGUUUUGUUUUGUUUUUAAAUUCUCCUGUUUGGACUGAAAGGAGAAUGUUGAUCCAAAUGAACUGUGUUGCACAGAAAUGAGGAGAAUGCAGGAGAUAUGAAGACUCAUUCUCCAUCUUUCUGCCUCGUCCCAGUUGCUGCUUCCCCUUGGACUUCUACCCCUCUUAUCUUUCUGCUUAGAACUUUGGGAGUUUAUUUAAUAUUUUUUACUGUACAAAGGAAAAACUGUGGACUCAAAAACUUUUUUUUUUUUAAAUAAUAAAAUGAAAAUGAACAUUAGUGAUGUGAGUAUUGUGUAUGACUAAGAAAUGGGGGUGGGAACCUCUUGGUACUUCACGAUAUGAUUUGCGAUACAAAGCUCACUGUAAGUGCCUAAAUAACGUUUGGAUAAUUAUUUGUUAAUUGUAAAUAAUUUAUUUAGGCCUACAAAACAAGUUAAUUGUUAUUUGGUUAAAUAAGACAGGAUUUUUAUUUGUUUAUUCAGGUUUGGUGGGACGGGCCUGUGACGUCAUGUCGUAUGAUACAGUGCCCUCCAUAAUUGGCACCCCUGAAAAAGAUGUGUUUUUUAGCUUCU